AUGGCAUCCGGAGCGUGCGGCCACUCCGGCCUCGCGGCGCCUCGCCGGCACGCCCUCCUCCUCCCGGCGCCGGCGGCUCCCCCGUGCGUCUCGCAGCGCGCCGCCCGCCGGAGGAGCCACGCUCGCCUCGCUUGCGCCGCCGGCCCUCCGUCGACGGAAGCACGCGGCGGCCUGGAGUUCGCUCGCCGCCCCCCUCACCACUACUGGAGUACAGGCGCGGGGGCUCCGGUUGUCUCGUCUUGCCUUGUAAGAUGUAGGUUGUUGUCAUGGUUGAAGCCAAUAAGGUAUGAUGUCAGAGUGCAAACAUCUAACAUAGACCUUGGAGCUGGGAGCUAUGAAGGAGAUGAAGCAGGUGGCCGUAGGGAACAGUUGGAUAGUUCUGGUACCAAAAGUUCAAAUGAACCAGCAAAACCAGCUUCAGGAUCUCGUUACAUGCAAGCUAUUGCUGCCGUGCUACUUCUGUGCGCCCUGGCAUCUGCUUUUAUCGUUUUCUUUAAAGGACAGCCAUCUGCAGUUGUAGCUGCACUAGCAAAGUCAGGUUUCACGGCAGCAUUUACACUCAUUUUUGUAUCCGAGAUCGGGGAUAAGACAUUUUUCAUUGCUGCACUACUUGCGAUGCAGUAUCAAAAGGCAUUGGUUUUACUUGGGUCAAUGGCUGCUCUUUCCCUGAUGACUAUUGUGAGUGUCGUAAUUGGACGGAUCUUUCAGUCUGUACCAGCACAAUUUCAAACAACGUUACCCAUAGGAGAAUAUGCAGCGGUUGCGCUCCUUGCAUUUUUUGGUUUCAAAUCAAUUAAAGAUGCAUGGGCACUUCCAGAUAAAGUGAAUGGGGAUCUUCAAGAAAGCUCUGAAUCUGGCGAACUGGCUGAAGCUGAGGAGCUUGUUAAGGAAAAGGCUUCACUGAAAAUCACCAGUCCUCUUGCGAUUCUCUGGAAAUCCUUCAGUCUUGUUUUCUUUGCGGAGUGGGGGGAUCGCUCUAUGCUGGCUACAAUUGCUUUGGGUGCUGCACAGUCUCCUUUGGGCGUUGCUAGCGGGGCCAUAGCUGGACACUUGGUUGCAACUUUGCUUGCGAUCAUCGGGGGAGCAUUCCUAGCCAACUACCUAUCCGAGAAGCUGGUUGGCCUGCUGGGAGGAGUGCUGUUUUUGUUAUUCGCCGCCGCCACGCUUUUCGGCGUGUUCUGA
Triticum turgidum subsp. durum (durum wheat) is the source of this 1182-nucleotide messenger RNA. Lineage: Eukaryota; Viridiplantae; Streptophyta; Magnoliopsida; Poales; Poaceae. The record is from the annotation of a GenBank genome assembly.